AUGUGGCUGCUGGGAACUGCCCGCGCCAACCUCGUUUUCUUCCCUCGUCCUGAGCAUGUUCCAGAGCCCGGAUAUGCCAUCUUGUCGCACACUUGGGGCCCCAGAGAAGACACCUUCCAAGCGGUUCAGAAGCUGAAUGAAGAGGCCAAACAAGCGACGCCUGCGGAUGCUCUCAAGGCUCGCAUUUCCGAACUUUCCCUACAGGCGGAGAAGUUUGAGUACGAAUUCGCCUGGGUGGACACCUGCUGUAUCGAUAAGACGAGCAGUGCCGAGCUGUCCGAGGCCAUCAAUUCCAUGUUCCAAUACUACUCGCAUUCUGCCGUCUGCUACGUCUAUCUCAGCGACGUCCCAUCCAUUCCAUACGAAGAGAGCUUUCGGCGGAGCAAAUGGCAUUUCCGUGGAUGGACACUCCAGGAGCUUCUCGCGUCACCUGUCGUGCUCUUCUUCUCCGAGCAGUGGGAACUUCUCGGCACCAAGCACGACCUUGCUCAACUCCUGUAUGAAGCAACCGGGGUUCCAGCCGCCGUUCUACGCUUCGAGACUGACAUCCAACACAUGUCCAUCGUCGAGCGGUUGUCUUGGGCGUCGAGAAGGGAGACAACCAGGCCCGAAGACAUCGCGUACUGCCUGUUCGGAAUUUUCGGGAUCAACAUGCCGACCCUGUACGGUGAGGGCGGUGAGAAGGCAUUCUAUCGGCUUCUGGAAGAAAUCAUGAAGACGUCUCACCAUACGCAAUCUACUCCAGCUGGAGAGAAAUAA
Messenger RNA from Epithele typhae, 759 nucleotides. RefSeq names its product heterokaryon incompatibility protein-domain-containing protein. The record is from RefSeq and is a predicted model, not a curated record. The transcript has 3 exons. Bases 1 to 759 code for a protein of 252 amino acids. NCBI's taxonomy places the organism in Eukaryota, Fungi, Basidiomycota, Agaricomycetes, Polyporales, Epitheliaceae.